UGAACAUUGUGCCCUGCUGCUGGAAAAAGGCACGUGAGUUUGAGUUAUUCAGUCACUAGCUUUCGGAGGAGAUACUCUCACGUAUCUCCACUUUUCAAAGGAAAAGGGUUCCUUAACUUAGCAGCAACAAAUUAUUCACAUUCUUUAUUUUUUAAAAACAACAACAACAAAACAUUCCCAUGUCAAAGAGACUCUGUGUCACAGCUGAAUCCACAGCAGAGAUUGAAAUAACCUCAUCUGAAUCUCUGUGUCCCGGUUUAAACCCCCCCCCCUUCAGACAGCAGUGAUCUUUGAGCCAUCGGGUCUGAAUUUCCUGGAAAGGAAACACGCCCAUUUGCAGACGCAAAAGAGAGAAAACUAAACCAUCUCUCUCUUCCUGGCGAGGCAGCCAUGGCAGGGAGUCCGGCGCAGGAUCUCUGUGACGAAGCCAUUUGUUCUAUCUGCCUAGAGUAUUUCCAGGAUCCAGUCAUCAUCCCGGAGUGCGGGCACAAUUUCUGCAGAUCUUGCCUGAGCCAGUGGUGGGAGAAAUCUGAGGCGGAGGCUUCCUGCCCCCAGUGCAGAGAACAAAUUAAGCAGAGGAACCUCAUCCCGAAUCAGCCACUGGCAACUGUUUUGGAAACGCUGAGAGCCAAAGAACUCAGUCUUCAGGGCUGGGAAACGGUAGCAGGAAAGGAGGGAAGGUGUGAGACACACCAGGAGCCCCUGAAACUCUUCUGCAAGGACCACAAAAGGCCCAUCUGUCUGGUUUGUGACAGAUCCAAGGAACAUGAAAACCACAAGGUGAUUCCUCUGGAGGAGGCUUCCCAGGAGUACAAGGAUCAGAUCAGCAGCUGCUUAGACAAUCUGAGGAAGAAGAAAGAGAAAACUCUGGCAUUUAAAGCGGACGUAGAAAAAGAAAGUCAAGACCUGCUUAAACAAAUAGAAGCAGAGAAGGGAAAGAUGGUGGCUGAGUUCAGACGACUGCGCCAGUUUCUGGAAGAACAAGAGAAGGCUCUGCUGGCCCAGAUGGCAGAAGUGGAGAAGGAGAUUGCAAAGAAAAGGGAGGAGCAGCGGGCCAGACUCUCUGGGGAACUCUCCUCUCUUGAAAGUCUCAUCCGGGAGAUGGAGGAGAAGCGUUGGCAGCCAGCGAAUGAACAACUGCAGGAUAUUGGAAGCUUCUUACAGAGGUCUCAGGCAAAGGAGAAGUUGGAGAACCUUCCUGUGCCUUUCCCCUCUGCACUGAAGUGGAAGGUCUGGGAUUUCUGCGAUAUAAAUCCCUUUCUGGAAGGUGUCAUGAAGCAGUUCAGAGACUCUCUGGGAUCAGGACUUCAGCUGAGAAAAGAAAAUGUAACUUUGGAUCCUGACACAGCAAAUCCCUGGCUCCUCUUGUCUGAGGAUCGUAAGAGUGUGAGGCGAGGAGGAGAACGUCAAGUUCUGCCCGACAGACCGGAGAGAUUUAACAACUAUUAUUACGUGCUGGGUCGUGAGGGGUUCACAGCAGGCAGGCAUUUCUGGGAAGUCACCGUGGGGAGAGAUGAGGGGUGGGCUGUGGGGGUUGCCAAAAGUUCUGUCCAGAGGAAGCAGGUGAUCACUGCUGGUCCCGAAGAAGGGGUCUGGGAUCUGGGGAAGUGGGGAGGCGCAUACAGGGCUGCCUGUCUCGGUUCACGGACUGUUCUGCCCCUGAGUUGCGAGCCCAGGAGGAUCCGAGUGGCCCUGAACUGUGAAGGGAGGCGGAUGGCCUUUUACGAUGCCGAUAGAGCAGCCCGCCUCUGCACGUUCUCAGCAGCCUCCUUCUCGGGAGAGACCCUCCAGCCCUUGUUUUCUGUGUUCAGUAAGGGCCACCUAAACCUGGCUGCCUAAGGGUGGAGGCAGACAAGACGGGGGAACCCCCUGCUGUUGCCACACGCAUGCUGCUUCCUUCUCAGGAAUGAGCUGUGAGGUUACUUUCUCCCUGAGGAGAAGCCAUAUUUGCAGAACAGUGGCUGGCUGGCUCUUUCACCGCUUGUCCUGCUCAGGCCAGGUGUCUAGGAAGGGCUGUCAGAUAGCCUGUACACCUUGUCCCAUGCUUCAGUCAGUGUUUCCUCGGGAGUCUGUGGCCUGGGUUGGUUAUGAAACUCAGAUGUAAGAAAGAAAAUCCUGUGUCCGCCUAGGUCUUUCACUAACCUUCCCAAGAUGGUCACGUUCACCUUGUAGGUGAUGCUGGAAGCCAGGAUGGUGCUGAUCUAAGGAACUCUAAGGGAUGGUGGUACAUAUCUAUGUAUACAAUUAUUUCCAUUGAAAUAAUCUGCAGCUAACAGUUGGGCAGAUCCAUCUAUAGAUUUUUAGAGAGCACCUCUGCUUGUACUUUUGUGUGUCUGGACAUAUUUGGGGUUUCUCGUGUGUUAACCCCAGUGUGGUGUAGUGGUUAAGAGCGAUAGACUCGUCAGAGAUCACAAAGAAAGGAAUAUAUGAUAACAACAAGAAGAUGAGGAAAAUAACAAAGAGACUAUCUGGACAGAACUGGAUAGAACUGUUCAAUUCAAGCAGCUGCAGCAAGAGUGAAGUUUGGAUCCCUUUCGGAGCUUGAAGUAUGGGUACCCCCAACAAAAUUUUAAAAAAUUUGGCUGUAUAAUUUGGAACUAAUGUGAUUUGGAAUUAAUGUGAUUUGAUUGGCCUGUUAAUAAAAAAUAUAUUUUAGAAAAAAAGAGCAAUACUCGUAAUCUGGGGAACCGGGUUUGCGUCUCCGCUCCUCCACAUGCAGCUGCUGGGUGACCUUGGGCUAGUCACACUUCUCUGAAGUCUCUCGGCCCCACUCACCUCACAGAGUGUUUGUUGUGGGGGAGGAAGGGAAAGGAGAUUGUUAGCCGCUUUGAGACUCGUUCGGGUAGUGAUAAAGCGGGAUAUCAAAUCCAAACUCUUCUUCUUCUUCUUUUAUCAAAGAUUUUGCUUCCUGUUGCUCUUUUGUCAUUGGCACCUCAAAAAUCGUAACAGCCUCUCGCCACCAAGAAAAUACAACGAGCGAAUAGUAAGAGAACCUACACAAGGAACACUGACGCAAAACCCCACACAUACACUAAGUAGAAGAAUAGAAACAUAAACACCCUACUCACCA
Messenger RNA from Podarcis raffonei (Aeolian wall lizard), 3070 nucleotides. Its product is annotated as E3 ubiquitin-protein ligase TRIM7-like. The transcript is spliced from 7 exons. Gene Ontology annotation, molecular function: protein binding; zinc ion binding; ubiquitin-protein transferase activity. Gene Ontology annotation, biological process: protein ubiquitination. Bases 391 to 1839 code for a protein of 482 amino acids. The record is from RefSeq and is a predicted model, not a curated record. Lineage: Eukaryota; Metazoa; Chordata; Lepidosauria; Squamata; Lacertidae.